GGAAGUGGGCGGGGCUCCGAGCAGAGGCGGGAGGCGGAGCGUGGGCAUGACGUCCCCGGCGAGGCGCACGCCGGGUAGCGGUUGCGGGUAUGCUCCGCUGGGCCCGAGCCUGGAGGCUCCCCCAUGGGGGGCUCUGUCCCUCCGGUUCCAGCUUCUCGAGGGUGCCCGUCGCACCCAGCAGCAGCUGCAGCCGCGAGGGCGCCGAGCCGAGGCCGCUGCCGCUUUCCUACAAGCUUCUGGACGGGGAGUCGGCCCUCCCGGCCGUCGUCUUUCUGCACGGGCUCUUAGGCAGCAAAACUAACUUCAACUCUAUCGCCAAGGCCUUGGCCGAGCAGACAGGCCGAAGGGUGCUGACAGUGGAUGCUCGGAACCAUGGCGACAGCCCCCACAGCCCGGACAUGAGCUAUGAAGCCAUGAGCCAGGAUCUGCAGGGCCUCCUGCCCCAGCUGGGCCUGGUGCCCUGCGUCCUCAUUGGCCACAGCAUGGGAGGAAAGACAGCCAUGCUGCUGGCACUACAAAGGCCAGAGCUGGUGGAACGUCUGGUUGCCGUAGACAUCAGCCCAGUGGAGACCACAUCCAGCUCAAACUUCGAAAGCAUUGUGACAGCCAUGAGGGCCAUAGACAUCCCAGAUGAGAUGCCCCGCUCCCACGCCCGAAAACUGGCCGAUGGGCAGCUCAGCUCUGUUGUCCAGGACAUAGCCGUGCGGCAGUGGCUGCUCACCAACCUGGUGGAGGUAGGUGGGCGCUUCAUGUGGAGGGUGAACUUGGAUGCCUUGGCCCAGCACCUGGACAAGAUCAUGGCUUUCCCACUGCAACAGGACUCCUACCCCGGGCCAACCCUCUUCCUCCUUGGUGGAAACUCCGAAUUUGUGCAAUGCAGACCGUGCCUAACGCUGGCCACUGGGUCCACGCUGACCGCCCGCAGGACUUCGUGGCUGCCAUCCGAGGCUUCCUGGUCUAAGACUUGCUGGCAAGAGAGGCACGAAAUCCCAGGCUUCAAGUCCCUGCAGCCUGCUCCGCAUUUGGACAUAGAAGGACUCAGGCGGUCACUGAGGGCAUGAGGGUGUGGGGGUGGUCAGACCUCAGACUUUAAUGAAUAAAGACACUGCUCCCAGAGUUCCGGGCUGAGCUCUCACCACCAACGUCCCCGUCCCCGGGGGAAUCUGGCCCAGGGGGUCCUGGCA
Propithecus coquereli (Coquerel's sifaka) is the source of this 1184-nucleotide messenger RNA. It is a transcript of the gene ABHD11, whose product is annotated as abhydrolase domain containing 11. NCBI's taxonomy places the organism in Eukaryota, Metazoa, Chordata, Mammalia, Primates, Indriidae. The coding region runs from base 90 to 1061 and encodes 323 amino acids. The record is from RefSeq and is a predicted model, not a curated record. Gene Ontology annotation, cellular component: mitochondrion. The transcript is spliced from 6 exons. Gene Ontology annotation, molecular function: catalytic activity.